AUGACAGACAAUUCCCAGAAGAUGAGCUACCACAUUGGAGAAGCUAAAGGCCAAGUUCAGGAGAAAGCAAACAAUAUAAUGGAUAAGGCAAGUGAUGCAGCUCAAUUAGCUAAAGAAUCAAUGCAAGAGGCAGGACAACAAAUAAAGGCCAAAGCACAAGGUGUAGCUGAUGUUGUCAAAGAUGCUACUGGAAUGAACAAGUGA
Molecule: messenger RNA, 204 nt
Organism: Benincasa hispida (wax gourd)
Lineage: Eukaryota; Viridiplantae; Streptophyta; Magnoliopsida; Cucurbitales; Cucurbitaceae
Product: stress-induced protein KIN2-like
Source: RefSeq, a predicted model, not a curated record